AUGACGCAAAUUUUACCAAGAACCGAGGAAACACGGUCACGCAGACAGGACGACCCCCAGCUCAUCGCACGCAUAGAGAAGGCAGAGAAGCAGGUAGAGGACCUCGGUCAGCAAGUGGAAAAUCUCAAGAACCAAAUGCCGGAGUUCGACAACCUCAAGCGAUAUAUGAAGGAAGUUGAUAAGACACUGGAGAAAGUUACCUCCGAGGUGAAUAAGAAGAGGAAAUUGGAGGAGAUCGAGGAUAAGAAAAGAGAAUUGACGAGAAAUUUCAAGGAACUAGACGAGGAGGAAUUGAGCAACAGAUAG
Molecule: messenger RNA, 306 nt
Organism: Lasiosphaeria miniovina
Lineage: Eukaryota; Fungi; Ascomycota; Sordariomycetes; Sordariales; Lasiosphaeriaceae
Exons: 2
Coding region: 1-306 (101 amino acids)
Source: RefSeq, a predicted model, not a curated record